AUGGUGGGGCAACGCAAGAAAAAGAGACAGAACUCCACCAGUCAGAAGUCGCGACACGUGCUGGGCACCGAUCAAUACAUUGCCCCAGAGGCCUAUGAAGGCAAAUAUUCACCCGCUUCGGACAUUUUCGCGGUGGGUGUCAUCGCCUACAAGAUGCUGACAGGCUCCUUCCCUUACAAUGGCCGCUUGUUCGACGACAAGCCCGGGGAGAACUGGGUUGGUUCUCCAAAGAUGAAGGAAAUAAAACAAAAGCUCUGCGAUGCCAGGGUGAGCUGGAGCCACCCGGUCUUCGAGAAGGAACCAGGCGCUUCCCGCUUGGUCUCGCGGAUGUUGGCCGUCGAUGAAAGUGAACGACCCGAUGCACCGGAGACGUAG
Molecule: messenger RNA, 375 nt
Organism: Cladocopium goreaui
Lineage: Eukaryota; Dinophyceae; Suessiales; Symbiodiniaceae
Source: the annotation of a GenBank genome assembly